Nothoprocta perdicaria is the source of this 4647-nucleotide messenger RNA. RefSeq names its product tetratricopeptide repeat domain 39C (gene TTC39C). The transcript is spliced from 14 exons. Gene Ontology annotation, molecular function: protein binding. Bases 12 to 1742 code for a protein of 576 amino acids. NCBI's taxonomy places the organism in Eukaryota, Metazoa, Chordata, Aves, Tinamiformes, Tinamidae. Gene Ontology annotation, biological process: cilium assembly; otolith morphogenesis. The record is from RefSeq and is a predicted model, not a curated record.
CCCUGAGCGCCAUGGCCGGCUCGGAGCAGCCGGCGGCGCGGCGGGAGGACGGCGAGGCGCCGCUGCCCGCGGAGGACGCGGAGCUGGCGCUGGCCGGCAUCAACAUGCUGCUCAACAACGGCUUCCGCGAGUCCGACCAGCUCUUCAAGAAGUACCGAAACCAUAGCCCGUUAAUGAGUUUCGGAGCCAGUUUUGUCAGUUUUUUGAAUGCUAUGAUGACAUUUGAAGAAGAGAAAAUGCAACUGGCAUGUGAUGACUUAAAGGCUACGGAAAAACUUUGUGAGAGUGAAGAAGCUGGAGUUAUUGAAACGAUCAAAAAUAAAAUUAAAAAGAACGUCGAUGGACGAAAAUCCACUGUAUCCAUGAUUGAUCGACUACAAAGACAAAUAAUUGUAGCUGACUGUCAAGUCUACUUGGCUGUGCUGUCCUUUGUAAAACAGGAAUUAUCAGCGUACAUAAAAGGUGGGUGGAUCCUCCGAAAAGCCUGGAAAAUUUACAAUAAGUGCUAUACGGACAUUAACACCCUUCAGGAAAUUUAUCAGAAGAAAACCACUCAGGACUCCUUGACUUCUGAUGCUGCAAAUGAUAAUCAUAUUGCUGCAGAAGGUGUAACGGAGGAUUCGCUAAACAGACUGAAAGGUGCUGUUAGCUUUGGAUAUGGACUUUUUCAUCUUUGCAUAUCCAUGGUGCCCCCAAACCUGCUCAAAAUCAUCAACCUGCUGGGUUUUCCUGGAGACCGCCUACAGGGGCUUUCCUCACUGAUGUAUGCAAGUGAAAGUAAGGACAUGAAGGCCCCUUUAGCUACAUUAGCUUUGUUGUGGUACCACACGGUUGUUCGUCCCUUUUUUGCUCUUGAUGGCAGUGAUAACAAAGCAGGAUUGAAAGAGGCAAAAGAGAUUCUUGCAAAAAAAGAAUCUGCUUAUCCAAAUUCUUCUCUGUUCAUGUUCUUCAAGGGAAGGAUACAGCGAUUAGAGUGUCAAAUCAAUAGUGCCUUGACCUCGUUUCAUACGGCUUUGGAACUUGCCACAGACCAGAGGGAGAUCCAACACGUCUGCUUAUAUGAAAUAGGCUGGUGCAGUAUGAUAGAGAUGAAUUUCCAAGAUGCAUUUGAAUCUUUUGAAAGGCUUAAAAAUGAAUCCAGGUGGUCCCAGUGCUACUAUGCUUAUUUGACAGCAGUGUGUCAAGGAGCCACUGGUGAUGUCCAUGGUGCUCAGAAUGUCUUCAAGGAAGUGCAGAAGCUUUUCAAAAGAAAAAACAAUCAAAUUGAACAAUUUUCAGUGAAAAAGGCAGAUAGGUUUAGAAAACAAAUGCCAACCAAAGAGCUCUGUGUCUUGGCAUCCAUCGAGGUGUUGUACUUAUGGAAAGCCCUUCCAAACUGUUCCCUCUCCAACCUACAACAUAUGAGCCAAGCUUGUCAAGAUGUUGAUGAUUCAUCUGCGGUUGGUUUGAGGAAUCUGCUUCUUGGUGCCAUACACAAAUGCUUGGGAAAUUUUCAAGAUGCCGUUCAGUUUUUUCAGCGAGCUGCUAAAGAUGAGCUGUGCCGUCAAAACAACUUGUACGUUCAGCCAUACGCCUGCUAUGAGCUGGGCUGUCUUCUGCUGGACAAUCCAGAGACUGUGCCAAGAGGCAAAACUUUACUUCUCCAAGCUAAGGAAGAAUUUACUGGCUAUGAUUUUGAGAACAGAUUGCACGUCCGCAUACAUGCAGCCUUAGCUUCUCUGAAGGAAGUUGUUCCACAGUGAUGGACCGAAAGUCGCGUUAUCGUUUCCCACAGUUUCUGCACUUUACGAUAAAGCAGAGGAUUAAGCUGUUGGGAAGACCAGCUUUUCUUCUGAAAAACCAUUUGUGCCAGAGACACUUUGCUAAUAUGUUCAGAGUUGUUACAGCUUAGUAAAAUAUCACAAUUUUAAUUAAAAAUAAAUCAACCAGGAUGAGGGUUAAGUGACCUUGUGUUUUUAACUCUUCAGUUAUUAUUUUGUUUCAACAAAGCCGAACACAAUUACUUGUAACUCUGCAGGUGAGCCUAAAUAAGCACACAUGUGAUUUACUUGGACAAUUUUGGCAGUGGUUUUUUUAGUUGUUUUUUUUUGGCUUUUUAAUUUUUUUUUUUAACUUUUAAAAUACAUCUAAAUUAUGCUCUCUAAGGGGAACAGUAUUCUGUUUUGCUUAGAAUAAUACAAUAGAAGUAACAGGUGUAAAUGUUGACAUUGGAAAUGGACCGAACGCUUUUUCUUUGAGGAUUAGCCAAUACAGUGGGUACAAGGAGAGGAAGCUGUUCAGCUACAAAAAGUAGGAAGUUUUCUUAGGAAAUUUUAGGAGGUUAUUUCAGUGGCUGGACCAUGAUGUGUGAAUUUUGAAGCUCACAUUCCUUCCUUUCUUCGUCCUCCCCACCCGACUCCCGAUAUAAAUUAUGUCAAUAUUUAGGAUCUCUGCUUCUGGUACAUUCCAGCUAAAUAUUUCCUUGGAUUGACAUGCCAUUACUGGGGCGGGGGGAGGCAGUUCUUAUUUCUGCUCGUAGUAUUCCGAAUAGCGCAUUAAAUGACAUUGGCCGGAUCUUGUAAUUUAAGUGACUUCCCCUUCAGGUGGCUGCAUCUUCGUGGCAGUGGCCUUUAAAGGUGUUAAGGAACAAACCAACCAAAAGCCUCUUUCACUCCCCCUACCAAUAGCACAAUAUCCUAAAUCUCCCAAUGGUAUUCCAAACCUGUGGUGUUAAGGUACUGAAAUACCUCAGGACAGCUUAAACCUUUAUGGUGACCAUAUAUUGUGUAAUACUUGGCCAUAUGUGUGCUUGUGCAGUUACGUGUACUUUUGUCUGCAAGACGUGUCCCUCACCGUGUAUAUUCAGUUAAUAUUAUAUGCUAGGAAAGGCAAUAUUUUUUUAAAGAAACUUAUGAAUGGAAAUCUGGCCAGAAAGUUAGUAGAAUUAUGUUACUUGGCAAACCGAAGAAAACUGGAUUUCCUUGGAAGUAGUUAUUGAGAAGCCUUAUCUUUACUUUGGUCAGGUUGCCUUAAGCAGUUCCUUAGCUUAAACCGGUUUUCUUUUCUUACCUUUUUGCGGAAUAUGUUGCCAAAGUUUUAAAGCCUGCCCGCACCUAACCUUCAUUGAUUUGCUUUUGAGGGUGCAUCUAAAGCAAGACUGACAUGGAGGAGGAAAGUAAUAUCCAAUAUCCUAUUUGGUAGGCCGGAUGAAAAGGUUGACACACUUCUUGCCCUCCAGAAAUACACAACUUCUGCUAUGAAAGGCAUUCCUAGAGCAGUUGGGCACUUCUUUGGCAGGCCAUGAAGGAGGGGAGCAACUAACACUAAAAAUACAUAAAUAAAAAUCUAUAAUCUGGGUACGUUAUGGGUAGUAAACUGAUUUGUCAUUCAGAUUUACCAGUAAUGUCGAGUCACAAAGGAGUGUUCAAUCUAAUUUGAAGUGGCCCGUCCAAAUGAAGUACUGAAUAGGAAACAACAUACUGUGUGUAUAUAUAUAGUGACUUCUUAGGACUCUAAUCAUAAUUUUAGAAAUGGAUGUGAAAUCUUAUUUUGUCCUGUCUGAUUUUUAUAUUCUGCAAACAGAGACGUAGUCCACUCUGGGUAAAUAGCUAGGAACAGUUACUGACAAAAAUAUUAAACACACUGCUUAAACGUAAUGCGAGCCUGGGCUGUUGAGGACACUCAGCACCUGCACGCAGUUGGAGCUGGGGUAUCUCGGACCCACAUGCAGUUGGAGUUGGGGUGUCUCGGGCCCACAUGUGUGGGGGUGUUGGCGAGCUGUGGUGAACUGAUGGGGCAGCCUGUCCGCUCCAGACCACAAGUGUCAGGGAGACACGAGGUGUCCGUGCGGCUGCCCCGCUCCGGGCAAGCGGCGCUUAGGGAAUCAUCGUGGAAACGGAGCCGUCGGUGUCCGGAUCUUUUCCCCUCAGAGGAGGGUCUCCAGAGUCGUAAAUGUGCAAAUUCUUUUAUUUUUCCACUUAGAUUGUGCCUGUGAUGAGCGAUUAGCUGUAUUUUGUGUGGACAGUUACGGGGUUUUUGUUUGUUUUUCUACUUUGGAACUCGGAGGCAUGGUCUAAUAGCAAUAAUGGAAUAUGCAUCUUGCUAGUUAAUAUAUUAAGGCUAUCUUUCCUGGGUCAGGUAUUUUUGUUGAUGUUGAAGAAGUUUUUAUCUCAAUAUGACUCAUUCUAGAUAAAUAACUAGAAUUUUUAGAUGUCACAAUAUGGCAUAUUUAUUGUGAUGUACUGUAAAUGUUAAUUUACAGAACUUGCACUUUUAUAUUUCUGAGUAAAAUUAAAAAAAAUGUGACUAUGAGUUUUGUUCCGUUGUUCGUCGAAUUUGCCUUUAAUUAGCGGCCUCCUGAAUGAGAUGAUCCUAAGGACAGGGAAAACUUCUGGGCUGCCGAGUGACUCUGUGACAAAGUUUUUAGUCAGCAAUUACCUCAGCUUUUGUUCUUCCAGCUUAACAACAGUCUCCCGGUUUAGCAAGUGAGUUACAUGUGUCAUGUUGAGAUCAACUGUAGAAUGAACAAGAUCUAACAUACGCUCUUAAGACAUGAAAUUUUCUUGCUUCUCAUUUUAAAAAGAGGAAAAACGAAAAAUGUAUUCUCUGUAUCUGUACACCUCUGCAAUGCUUCUGACUUACUCUAAAGCGAGCACUUUAGUUUCUCCU